Molecule: messenger RNA, 459 nt
Organism: Morchella importuna
Lineage: Eukaryota; Fungi; Ascomycota; Pezizomycetes; Pezizales; Morchellaceae
Exons: 2
Coding region: 1-459 (152 amino acids)
Source: RefSeq, a predicted model, not a curated record
AUGUGCCGCAUGAACCCCGUCACAAGGACCCCUGGUGCAACUGGAGAGUAUAGUAUUGGAAAACAGAUUUUCCGACACCAUGAGCUUGCACCACCCUCGGGUCAGUUUACAAGUAAUUAUAUCAGAUACACACAUAAUGAGUUUAACGCAACAGAGUAUAUGAUAGCUUGGACAACGAAUAGGGUUGCCAGCGAGGGAACCAAAAUGGGUGGAAACUUCUAUCUUUCUGAUUUCGGUUUACUCAUUGAGGCUUCUCAAAACUCUCUCGUUGUUUGGAAGCCUUCUGAAUAUCAUGGCACUACUUUAACCAACAUUAAUCCUAUGGAUACCGAUCCCCCAGGCUUUAAUCAAAGUGGAUGUAGUAUCGCCCUUUCCAAACGCCUUGCAAAGUCUUGGGAGAUCUACCUUCAGCGUGUGUUGACAGAGGAGGAGGUAGCGAAUGCUUUCGAAAAUACUUAG